GCCCGAAGACAUCAAUAUCAUUGGGAGCCGAAAGAAGUUGUCUCCUCGCAAAUUAUUGCUUCUCAUCUCCCCUCAAUUAUUGCUUUCUCCUCUCCUCCAAAGGUAGCAGCAGCAUUCACAGCGGACAAACAACUUGUGCAUCUUUCCAACUCGCAGGCAUGGCUAUGGAUGCAGAUUUGGCGACUUAUGCGGUUGGCUUCAAAGAAUUAGUUGGUAUUCAAGGGAGGAUGGAGAAGCUCAAGGAGUUGUCAACAAUUAUCGACAUGGUGAUCCAAGAUGUUGAGGCCUGCUCUGUGACUGUGACGGAUGCCGCUGUGAAGAACUUGCUUAGAAAGCUCAAACACUUGGCCUACGAAGUGGAGGAUGUCGUGGAUUACUACGACACCAAAGCUUUGCGGAAGCAAAGAUCAAGAGCAUAUUCCAGGCCGGUGCGCGAUUUCUUCUCUUCUAAUAAUAAUCAACUUGUAUUUAAGAGUAAGAUAAGUGGCAUGAUAAAAGCAGUAACUGAGAAUCUAGAUUCUAUUUUGCUGGAAAAGUCCAUCCUUAAAAUUUUGUCACAAGGCAGUAACCCAAGUGCCUACGGAGAGAUCCACGCGCACAAUAGCUUGGCUGUUAUAGGGAGAGAAACAGAGAAGGAGAUGAUUGUCAACAUGCUAACGGAUGAUGAAGGAAGCAGCAGUGGUACAUUGAAGGUCAUCGCCAUCGUUGGGAUGGGUGGCCUGGGGAAGACUGCACUCGCUCGGCAUGUUUUCAAUGAUAAGAGGGUGAAAGAUCAUUUUAACACGUACUGGAAAGUUGUUGGAAAAAUUUUUAAACCCACAGAGAUAAUGAAGUCUAUUUUAGAAUUGGCUGUCGAUGCAAAGGUCGACAUCUCAGAACCAGAGUUAGUGAGGGGGAGACUAGAAACAGUCUUAUCAAGGAAGAGAUUUCUGCUCGUGUUGGAUGAUGUAUGGAAUGAAGAUGCAUUACUGUGGAGGGAGCUGAAAGCAGCCUUAUCAUGCGGGGCAAGAGGAAGUACAGUUUUAGUGACUACCCGUAGUCAAAAGGUCUCUUCGAUCAUGGGCUCAUUCAAGACCCACCAAAUACAGCAGUUGUCCCGGGAUGAUUGUUUGUCCUUGUUUCGGGAAUUUGCUUUUGGAGACGCAGAACCAAAUGAGAAUUUGAUGGAAAUCGGUGAAAAGAUUGUUGAGAAAUGUGCCGGUGUGCCCUUGGCUGCCGUAUCUCUUGGCAGCGCGCUCCAUAGCAUUCGAGAUGAAACUUAUUGGUCCUCUGUAUUGAACAGUGAAGUUUGGCAGCUUAGAGAUGAGGACCAGAAAUUCUUAGCUGUGCUCAAGUUGAGCUACGACGCUCUCCCUCCAUGGUCAAAGAAGUGUUUUGCAUUUGCCGCCCUAUUCCCAAAGAAGUAUGCGAUGAAAAAGGAUGACUUGAUUCAGAUGUGGGCAGCAAAUGGUUUUGUAUCUUCAGAAGGCAAUUUUGAUGCCGAAACAGUUGGCAACAGCAUCUUUGAUGAUCUAGUACUGAGGUCAUGCUUUCUACCUUCAAAGAAGUGCGAUGAUGGCCGUCAUGUAACCGAGUCCACAAUGCAUGAUUUGAUGCAUGACCUGACACGAUCAAUAUCUAAAGAUCAAUAUUACAAUAGCAAAGAUUGUCAGCCAAAGGAUAUUCAAAAGAGAACCUACCAUUUAUGCAUAGAAGAUGCAAAAUUUUCAAACACUUGUUUACUCAAGAAGCCAUUGUACUUGCGUACCCUAUUAUUGAGAAAAUGUCAUUUAUAUGAUAAGGUCCAUCUGCGUCAGUUUGUCCUCUCAAAAUUGAAAUUCCUCCGGGUGUUAGAUUUAAGUGAAAAUUUUAUAGAAGAGGUGCCAACAUCAGUUGAAAAUUUGAUACAUUUGAGGUACCUUAACUUGUCUAGGAAUAAGAUUAAAGUUCAACCUGACGCCAUUACUCGUCUCCAGAAUCUGCGAUAUCUCAAUCUCACCGAGAAUCCCCUUCAAGAGUUACCAAAAAAAUUAAGAAAUAUGCAAAGCCUUUGCUAUCUUCAUUGCGAUUGUGAUUAUUUGACUCACAUGCCCCCUGGGUUGUCACGGCUGACUAAUCUUCGAAGUUUAUCAUGCUUUGUUGCCGGGAAUAGAACGGGCUCAUGCUCAAUUAUCGAACUUGAGGAUUUGAAGCUUCAUGGACAAAUGGAAAUCAAAUUUUCUGGGAAUUUCACUAAUUAUUCUUGUGGUGGAAGAAAAAUUUUGAAGAAUAAAGAUUUUAAUGAGUUAUCCUUAUUAUUUAAUUGUUCGGACACUAAUGACAUGAGCAUGCUGGAAGAUCUUUGCCCCAACACGAGUUUAAAGAAGUUGAAGGUAUCCAAUUACGGGAGCCAACAAUUUCCAACAUGGUUGAUUGAGUCACAACUACCAAACUUGGUUGAAGUUGUUCUUGAAAAAUGCUAUAAAUGUCAGCAUAUUCCUCAUUUUGGAGAUCUCCAAUUUCUUAGAAGCCUUGUCAUAGACACAAUGCAUGAAGUGCGACACAUUGGUGUUGAGUUACAUGGGCACUGUGGCUUUCCUUCCCUCCAAGAACUCAAGUUGAUAAGGAUAUCGAAUUUAGAGGAAUGGUCCGAGGAUGAAGGUGGUGUCAAUGAGUUGUUCCCUUUACUGAAGAGAUUGGAGAUUUGCAAUUGUCCAAAACUGAAAAACAUGCCAAGGCUUCCAAGAAUUGAACUUCUUAAUCUACGUAACUGCAAUGAGAGUCUAGUCUCAGGCUUUGGAAGAAUGACUUCUCUUUCUCAUCUCAUACUGGAGGACAUGGAGGGCAUGAGAUCUCUUCCAAUUGGUUGUUUAAGAAACCUCACAUUCCUAAAGGAAUUGGAAAUUCGACGCUGCAAUGAACUCGAAUCUCUUCCUAUGGAUGAAUUGCAGCUCCUAACAAUGGUCCAUUCAUUGUCCAUUGAGGAAUGUAACAAUUUGGCAUCCUUCCCGUUAGAAGUGGAACGUGUUAGUUCUCUUCGAUAUCUCUGUUUCAAAAAUGUUGACAGCAACGCACUGCAGUCAGAAAUACUUGUAGAAAUCCUGAAUUCACUGAAUGAGUUCGACAUUCAGAUUUGCGGCAAGAAAGUGAAUUUAGGCGGGCAACUACAACACUUACACACGCUCCGACAAUUGUGGAUAAGUGAUUCACAUCAUUUUUCUUAUGAUAUGAAGAUAUCUGGAUCCAUUCAGGCAAAUUUAAGUAUUUGCUGUUGUGAUGAAUUGGAAUCCUUGAUGACAGAAGCACCAUCAACCAGUGUGCUAGAAGAUCUACAUAUAUGCGAUAUCCCCAACCUCAAGACCUUACCUGAAUGGCUACAACAUCUCGGAUCACUUCAUCAGCUAUCAAUCCGCAACUGCCCUCAAUUAGAAUCGCUUCCAAGGAGUCUUCAAGGCCUCCGUUUGUUGAACUCUUUGCUCAUUGAUGAGUGUUCCCUACAACUGGAAAGAAGAUGCAAAAGGGAGACAGGCGAAGAUUGGCCGAGCAUUUCACAUGUGCCACAUAUUGAUAUUUCUACAAGAGUGAUCUACGAAACUCAAUGCUGCGGUCCGUUCUUCAGAGUCGAUCGCACAAGAUCGAGAGAGGUAUAAUUGCAAUUGACAGCAAGGAAGCAGAGCAAUUCGUUCUACAGACUCCUAGAUCGCUUGUCAGGGGUUUUACUAAAUAUUUAUUUUAACUUUACUUUGCGCAUAAUUGGAAUGGUUGAAAACAAAAGAUAUGUGAUUGGCUGUGGGACUAUUUUAAAAAUGAAAUCAUUUUUGAACUUUUCACUA
Messenger RNA from Zingiber officinale, 3791 nucleotides. RefSeq names its product putative disease resistance protein RGA4. Gene Ontology annotation, biological process: defense response to other organism. The coding region runs from base 159 to 3608 and encodes 1149 amino acids. NCBI's taxonomy places the organism in Eukaryota, Viridiplantae, Streptophyta, Magnoliopsida, Zingiberales, Zingiberaceae. The transcript is spliced from 3 exons. Gene Ontology annotation, molecular function: ADP binding; protein binding. The record is from RefSeq and is a predicted model, not a curated record.